Messenger RNA from Dinoponera quadriceps, 1974 nucleotides. Its product is annotated as ATP-dependent DNA helicase II subunit 1-like. Gene Ontology annotation, cellular component: Ku70:Ku80 complex; nucleus. Gene Ontology annotation, biological process: double-strand break repair via nonhomologous end joining; cellular response to gamma radiation; telomere maintenance. The record is from RefSeq and is a predicted model, not a curated record. Gene Ontology annotation, molecular function: damaged DNA binding; double-stranded DNA binding; telomeric repeat DNA binding. The transcript has 9 exons. The coding region runs from base 163 to 1776 and encodes 537 amino acids. Lineage: Eukaryota; Metazoa; Arthropoda; Insecta; Hymenoptera; Formicidae.
UAACAGAUAGCGUGUUUAACAGAAGUGAGCAGAAAUUAGUGUGAUAUAAUAGUGUGGUAUAAUUAGUAUAAUUUUUUACUAGCCUGUCAAUGGUCGGUGGAUCCUGCUAACCUCUAAAAAUCUAACAAUUCACUUGUGAAUACAGCAAAGAUAGCAGUCAAUAUGCAAAACCAAAAUAUGGACGAGGAAGAAGAUUUUGAAAUGAGCCAAUGGUAUGGAGUAAGAGAAGCUACAUUGUUUGUGGUUGAUGCGACACAAAAAAUGUUUGAGGAAGAUCCUAAAAAUAAAAUCAGCUGUAUCCGCAAAUUUUUCAAGCUAUACAAGCAAAUUCUACGACAAAAGUUAGCGUCGAAUAUGCAAGAUUGGAUAGGUGUAGUGUUAUUUGGCACUGAGCAAAAGGACCCAGAUUCAUGUUGGAAACAUAUUCAGACUUUGCAACCACUGAGAGUUGUCACCUUGGAUGAUUUACAGCACAUCAGAAAACUAACAAAAGAUAACAUGAGAUGUUACCAGAGUAUGCAGUCUGACGAUACUUACCCACUUUAUGAUGUACUGUCGCAUUCAAUGGACAUCUUCUUGAAGAUAAAAACAGUGCUCACCAAACGUAGGAUAGCUCUGAUCACCUGUCACAGCCCUGUGCUGGAGGAGGACGAGAAGUAUCGGAUCAGGUCGGCAGCAGCGUCUUUAGCAACACGGGAUAUCGAAUUGUACGUGAUUAGUUUGGAUGAUAAUUGGGUGCGCGAUGGUUUCUACAAGGAAUUAGAGAUGCUGUCGAGAAAGACGGACCCAGCUGUUUAUAGGCUGACAUCUAUGGUGGAUCUGGUGCAGCAGAUCCAAGCACCGCCCAAGAACAUCGCGCAAUUAUCCUUCAAGAUGUGCGACAAUUUGGAGCUUGAUCUAGUUGUGCGUACUCUGGGCAGGAAACGUAGAUGCUUGCAAAUGAAGCAGCUAAGUAAAGCGACCGGUCAGAUUCUGUCGAGAUCGACAUACUUCAAAGGCGACGAGAAUUUUUAUGAUGAGGAGAACAAUGACGAUGAAGAAGCUGACUUGCCUUACCUGAUACCGGAGGAAGUCAACUUGGAAACUGAGCGUGAGAUCGGUGGCAGAAAGCUGCAUUUCACGCCAAAGGAGAUUUCCAGAGUGAAGCACAUACAUCCGCCGGCCAUCAAGUUAAUCGGCGUGAAGCCUAUACCGAACGAUCUCUUUCGGUACCACGUGAAACGGCAGUACUUUGUCAGACCAAACAACGGUAGUACUCGCAAAGACAAUCUAUUGUUCUUCGGCGCUUUAUUGAACAAAUGCGCCGCCGCGGGCAAAAUGAUAGUUUGCACAUUCACGAUGCGGGUGAACACUCAAACCAAUCUCUGCUAUAUGAUUCCGAACGUGGAAUUGGGUGGUUUCUACUUAUCGAAAGUUUCUUUCCAAGGAAGCAUAGGAGAUAAGAGCGAAGUGUUGGAUCAUUACAGGACGCAGCAGCAAGUAACCAACGAGGAGGUCGAGCUGUGGAAAAGGACUAUCGAUCAAUUAAACAUGGAAUACUGUCCGCACAAGUUCAAAUCCUAUAAAUUGGAAAGUCAAAUACAAAUAGUGGAAAAAUUAGCUCUGGAUAAGAAGCCCGGUCCGCCGCCGAACAAUACUAUCGAGCAGUCGUUUCUGAAAACUUAUAAGGAAGUGGCGGAACUUGUUCCUGAGUUUAAAACCAUGUAUCCUAAUUUGGACAAAUCCGACGAACCACCAAAGGCGAAAAAAGCUAGAAAGACUAAAGCAACAUCAUAAUUUUGUAAUUGUGCAUAUAAAGAGCGUAGUGUACAAUGGGUGGUAGAAAUAUGUUCAUAAGAAACAGGAAUAAGAAAUUGACCAAUCAUGUUCGAAUAUAAGAAAGAUUAAUCGACUAUGAAUGAUUAAUUUCUUACUUCUUGCAAACAUACUGCUGCUUAUUGUCGACCACGUUUAAUAUUAGUAUAUAUAUAUAUA